GUAUUUUAGCAUAAAAUUCUUAUUUAUUUAACAAUAUAAAGAAAUAAGUGCACAUAACCUAUCUUUUUAUCAACUGUCAUUUAGUCUAAGCGACUCCGUCGUGUAGCUGUCACUUAUUACCAAUAUUUAUUUUUACAAAAGUAUUUAUUUAAAAUACUUGAAUAGUGCUGAAUUAAAUAAAAAUGUUGACAACACUAAGAAAAGCUAUAUCUAUAAAUCUUCGUGGUCUCCACACCUCGUCUUACAGAUUGCAUGAUGAUUUCAAUCACAGAGACACCCCUGAAGACAAUGCCGAUACACCUUUUGAUUUUACACCAGAAAACUUAAAAAGGGCUGAAGCUAUUUUAGCUAUUUAUCCGGAAGGGCAUAAGCGUGGUGCUAUGAUUCCUUUGUUGGAUUUGGCUCAAAGACAACAUGGAUGGUUGCCGAUAGCCGCUAUGCAUAAGGUUGCAGAAAUCUUAGGAUUGCCAAGAAUGAGAGUGUACGAAGUAGCUACAUUUUACACCAUGUUUAUAAGGAGGCCAAUAGGUAAAUACCACGUCCAAGUAUGCACAACAACCCCCUGUUGGCUGAGCUCCGAUGAAGUCGUAAACACUUUAAAAAAUAAACUUGGAGUAGAAGUUGGAGGCACUUCGCAAUGCGGCAAAUUCACUUUGGGUGAAGUUGAAUGUUUAGGCGCUUGCGUUAAUGCACCAAUGAUGCAAAUAAACGAUGACUAUUAUGAGGACUUGACUGUGAAGGAUGUUGAGCAAAUAAUUGAUGACUUAAAAGCUGAUAAGAGACCUGCAUCAGGACCUAGAAGUGGUAGAUUUGCCUCAGAGCCCCUGGGUGGUUUAACUUCCUUAACAGAAGAGCCCAAAGGCCCAGGUUUCGGUUUACAACCUGGUCUGUAGUUAAAACAAAUUAAAUUAAUGUACAUAAUUUAAAAUACAUAAUUUAAAGUAUAAUGAAUGUAUUUACGUAACAAUAAAAAUAUAUA
Ctenocephalides felis (cat flea) is the source of this 979-nucleotide messenger RNA. RefSeq names its product NADH dehydrogenase [ubiquinone] flavoprotein 2, mitochondrial-like. Gene Ontology annotation, molecular function: NADH dehydrogenase activity. Lineage: Eukaryota; Metazoa; Arthropoda; Insecta; Siphonaptera; Pulicidae. Gene Ontology annotation, biological process: mitochondrial electron transport, NADH to ubiquinone. The record is from RefSeq and is a predicted model, not a curated record.